UCUUAUUUUCUUCGUUGGAAUUCAAAAACCCUAACCAGAAGCGAUUCAGAGAGAGAGAGAGAGGAAACUAGGGUUUAAGAUCGGAGAAGAAGGAAGAAGCCAACAAUGUUUCCAGGAAUGUUCAUGCGCAAACCAGACAAGGCUGCAGCACUGAAGCAGCUGAAAUCUCAUGUCGCCAUGUUCGGGACAUGGGUUGUUCUUAUUCGAGUCACCCCUUACGUUCUUCACUUUCUCACCAGCGAGAAAGAGGAACUCAAACUCGAGCUUUAGUUUCAUUUCUCACAUGUGGGUCUCGAGGAGGAGGAUAUGUGGUUGGGCCAGAAGGAUUGUUUUUUGAGUCAUGUUUGUAUGCAACCCUUAAAAUUUAAGGCCAUAUUGUUAGUUUAAUGAUAUCUCAUAUUACAGCAAUAAGCUUGUGAAGAGUUUUUCAAAAUAUGAAUUUAAUGUAUGUCAAUGUUUGGGUUGAUUUCGUAUUUCAAAUAGUUCAUGGAAUUUCUUUUCUUUU
This is a messenger RNA of Lotus japonicus, 505 nucleotides long. Its product is annotated as mitochondrial import receptor subunit TOM6 homolog. The transcript has 2 exons. The record is from RefSeq and is a predicted model, not a curated record. Bases 106 to 270 code for a protein of 54 amino acids. Lineage: Eukaryota; Viridiplantae; Streptophyta; Magnoliopsida; Fabales; Fabaceae. Gene Ontology annotation, cellular component: mitochondrial outer membrane translocase complex.